UCCAACGACAUCGCACGGUCCGCGCACUCAACUUUUCUCUUUAUCUCGUCACUUCUCCUGGUCGACAGACUGGACGCACAGCCUCACUCUCCGGGAAUGGGAUCUCUACUGGGUUCAAAGAAAAACUAUCAGUUCUUUCGAGUGUACGCGCUUCAAAAGCUCCUUUUCAAACUGCAGGGAUAGUUGUCGGUCCAGGUGCAGGGUGACGACACCACUAGUGGAUGAUCUCCGAGACGCACCGGACCUUGUUUGACUGACAGGGGCUCUCAGGCGGUAGCAGGUAGUCCAAAGUCGACUCUGCUCACUUUUAUCUUUCGUACAUUUUCGCAAUUUAACGCCAAUUGAGGCGUGCGUAAAACACUUGUGCGCAAAAUUGGAGUCGUUGCGCACAGUUCCAAGUUAGUUGUGGGAGGCCACUAAUGAAAGUGUGUUAACUUUAAAAUCUGCGAAAUUUGUUUGCAUCUUUACGACCAUGGCAAAGUGGUUCAGGGAUUUCCCCAUCAACCUGAAGAACGGGAACGAACGAGUUCGCUCAGCCUCUGAAUCCGGUCCACAAACUCGACCCAAAUCUUCGUUUUCUCGUGACAGUUUGAAAGGAAACUCGCGUAAAGAUGGGGGAAUGGGGGGGUUACUGACAGGGAGGAAUAGGAAAAAUUCAGCUACAGAAUUGGGUCGUAGCAGCGCUAUAACCGGUGGCACAGUCUGGGAUACUCUCUCACCUGGAAAAGGUCGCAAAAACGCCAAGAACGAAAGUGGGACAUCUGAGGAGAACCGCCAGGUGAAGAUGCCCAGCCUGGCGCAGGCGUACAUCAGUAGGAUGAUCAAAGUGGACAAACAAGACAAGACACCCAAGCUCAACGGCAUAACCGAACAGAAGACGCCUGAGAACGAGAAAGGGAGGUCAGACAUUAAAACAACGCUGAUUAUCCUUGAGGACUAUGCCGAUCCGUUUGAUGCUGAGAAAACCAAGGAGCAGAGAGACGCAGAGAGAACAGGAGUCAAUGAUGGGUACAUGGAGCCCUAUGACGCUCAGGUCAUCAUCACAGAGGUCCGCAGACGCGGCUCCAAAGACCUCCUGAAGGUGUGUGUCCUGCUGGACCGCGGCCAGGCUGAGGGGAAGGAAGAAGAGAGCAAACCCUCGCCCCCAAACAUCUACGAUGUUCCAUACGAGGGCGGACUGGAAGGCGACGGCGACGGCGUGUGGAUCCCUGUCACGCGGCCAGAGUCGGACGUCCGCCCGGCUGGAGAGUACGAACUGCCCUGGGAGUGGAGAAAGGAGGACAUCGUCCGAGCGUUGUCAGCUCAGUUUGAGGCGGUGGACUGUAAAGAGAACGGUUCAACCUCUGGUCGGCAGCAGCCGCAUCCGCAGCAGCAGCAGCAUCAUCAUCAGCAGCAGCAGCAGCAGCAGCAGCAGCAGCAGCAUCUCGCCCCCAGGCAGAAGACCUGGAGCCACAAAACGCUGGUCUCCUCCUCCCCGACCUCGUCCUCCUCCGCCUCCUUUCCCUCCUCUCCCAUUCUCAAGCUGUCCCCCCUCACACCGCCAGCUCCCUCCUUCCCCACCCUGAAACUCUCCCCCCUCUCCCCGUCCUCCGGCCCCAACAAGCAUUCCCCCUCGUCGCCCACGUCGGAUGUGGAGGCGGCUCGAGUGGACCCCAGUCUGCCCCUGGAGAAACAGAGCUGGUACCAUGGCAGCGUGAGCCGACAGCAGGCUGAGGCUCAGCUGCAGCGCUGCAGGGAAGCCAGCUUCUUGGUGAGAGACAGCGAAUCAGGAACCAGCAAGUACUCCAUCGCUCUGAAGACCAGCCAGAGUUGCGUGCACAUAAUUGUGGCGCAGACUAAAAGCAUUAAGGGCGUGGGCUACACGCUGGAUCAGAGCAGCUGUGUGUUCGCCAGUAUCCCGGAGCUGGUCCACCACUACUGCACACACAGACUGCCUUUUACUGGAGCGGAGCACAUGACCCUGCAGCAUCCUGUCCCCAGGUCUCACUGAAUAUGCUGAGAAGAUGAACGCACAUACACAAAUACAUGACUAAGACAUGUAUAGACACAUUAUUGUGCAAAUUACAUAUAAUCUUGUUAGUACAAGUGUGCAGACACACGCAUACGUUUUGGAAAACGUGCUGCUCUGGAUAACCCUGUACACAGUAGUGUUCAGCUCGUCCAUGCGCACCCUAGUGGCCAUAAUCAGACACUACAACCACUGAUCUCAUUGUUUUAGUUCUAACAAUAAAAUCCACAAAAACAAACAAACCCAGCAAACACACGCUCGUUUUCACCAUAACCUGGUGGCUUUUGCUGCAUUGUUUCAUUCACUGACUCUUCAAGCCUGCAGUUUUACCUGCAACAGCGCACACAAAGGAGGUCGCUCCUCAAGCGAUGGCCUUACACAGAGGUGCUGACAUCAUAAAUCACCACCAUGCCACUCAGCCAGGUCUGGGUCUGUAUGAUCAAUGCACCUGAUUGGAGCAUAUCCAGUCAUCCAUCUGACAUGCCGAUCAGCCCCAUUGAUCCAUCUUGAAAAUCAGGCUAAUUUGACAACCUCUCCAUCCGUCAAGAGAAAGCGUGGCAUCGAUCAGAGCUGUUUUAGUGAGAUAAAGAUCUUGUAAUGCUACUGUAGCCAUUCGGCAAUGUUGAGUGUAAGUAUGCAAAAUGAAUAUGUGAACACUGGUUCAUUUACGUAUCUUCGCUGUUAUAUAAUGGUGGAGCCCUUACUGUAUGUAGAGCAGCUGUCUUACUUUAUGGGAAUCAUCUGACUUUAAAACGUAGCUCAGCAUAAAUGUCAUGUAUGAAGUGAUUGUUUUUAAAUCAACCGCAACGCGAUGUGAGCUGUAUAUUAUUAUUGUUUCUAAAUUACUCAGUAAAUAAAGUAACAUUUGUAUUAACUGAAA
Molecule: messenger RNA, 2888 nt
Organism: Betta splendens (Siamese fighting fish)
Lineage: Eukaryota; Metazoa; Chordata; Actinopteri; Anabantiformes; Osphronemidae
Gene: she
Product: Src homology 2 domain containing E
Exons: 6
Coding region: 473-1990 (505 amino acids)
Molecular function (GO): phosphotyrosine residue binding
Source: RefSeq, a predicted model, not a curated record